Scatophagus argus is the source of this 4938-nucleotide messenger RNA. It is a transcript of the gene mllt3, whose product is annotated as MLLT3 super elongation complex subunit. The transcript is spliced from 14 exons. Gene Ontology annotation, biological process: regulation of DNA-templated transcription. Gene Ontology annotation, cellular component: super elongation complex. NCBI's taxonomy places the organism in Eukaryota, Metazoa, Chordata, Actinopteri, Scatophagidae. The coding region runs from base 146 to 1945 and encodes 599 amino acids. The record is from RefSeq and is a predicted model, not a curated record.
UUGACAGCCGGCGAGCCUUUGAAAGUCUUGAGUCUGACUUCGGUCCGGGAGAGACCAUGUCCGCCGUCAUAGGCAAACUGUACUCACAUCGACUCUCAUUUAAAACAAAUUCUCUAUGAAAUAACAGUAACACGGGGCCUCAAGGAUGGCCAACUCGGGUGCUGUUCAGGUGAAACUAGAACUUGGUCAUCGUGCCCAGGUCAGAAAGAAACCCACCGUGGAAGGCUUCACCCACGACUGGAUGGUGUUUGUCCGAGGACCGGAGCACAGCAACAUUCAGCACUUUGUGGAGAAAGUCGUUUUUCACCUGCACGAAAGCUUCCCGAAACCAAAAAGAGUGUGCAAGGAUCCUCCGUACAAAGUAGAGGAGUCUGGGUACGCAGGCUUCAUCUUACCCAUUGAGGUUUACUUCAAAAACAAGGAAGAACCGAAGAAAGUUCGCUUUGAUUACGACCUGUUCCUCCACCUGGAGGGCCACCCGCCUGUCAAUCAUCUCCGUUGUGAGAAGCUCACCUUCAACAACCCGACGGAGGAGUUUCGCAGGAAGCUGCUGAAAGCCGGAGGGCAACGGGAUCCUCACAAACGAAGUGCAGAAGACUCAAAAGUGAUGGUAAUGCAGGAGGGCUCCACCUCCCUGUUUGGCCAGCACCUGAAGCUGCCUACACUUCCCAACAGUUCGCUGACGUCCACCUUUUCCGACCCAAAGAAGAACAAAAGCUACCAUGGGUCAAAGGAUGGCUCCAAAGGAAGCAGUACUACGCUUCUGACUACCGCCACAACCACCAGCACCAACAGCAGCAGCUUCUCUAAACUGCACAAACCCUCCAAGGACCACAAAGACAAGCCACCAAAAGACUUGAAAGAGCCCAAAAGUGCCUUCAGAGACUCUGGCUGGGAACCCAGCAAUGCCCCCAAAGAAUCUUCCAGGAAACCCAAAGAGAACCAGCCACUUAGAGAUAUCAAUCCUAAGAUGGGCUUUAAGGAACCCAAGUCUUUGUCCAAGGAGCAUCGAACUGAGGGAAUGAACCAUGGGUCAGGUCUAAACAAGCGUCUGUCCACCCCUGAUAGUGACGAUCACCUGACCAAAAAGCGUAAAAAGGGAUACGUAGAUUCAUCGGGGAAGCAGACGUCACGGUUAGACGCUCAACAUUCGGAUAAGAAACUUUUGAAGGAUAGAUCGCAGAUGCGAACCAGUAAAUUGCGACCAGAAGGUGACGAUGCUGAGCGAAGGAAGGUCUCAACACUUCCCCCAUUUCAGGAACUGGUGGACCCCAAUGACUCUGAUAUGGAGGACCAGUCUACCAAAUCAGAUUCCGAACAGCCCAGUCCAGCCAGUUCCAGCUCCAGUUCAGGCUUUGCUCCCACGCACCACAAACGACAAGUGGUGGACUUCAUCAUCAGGAAAAAGGUGGCUAUUCCUGCCACCACCCACACAGUGCUGGGCCCGUUGCAGUCAGUCAUGCAGGAUCUGCACUCAGACGACAACGAUGAAGAUUCAGAGGACGACGAUGACAAUGACAUGGACUCUGAUGUGGAUCGAUCUGCACACACGCAUCUCACACACCAUCCACGCAGGGUCAAUUUGAGUGAUGGCAGUGAGAGUGACAGUUCGUCUGCCUCACCGCCAUCCCGCAAUGAAGCCCCGCCCUUAUUAAAGACUACUAAUAACCAGAUACUGGAAGUGAAGAGUCCUACCAAGCAGAGCAAGCAGGACAAGAACAAAAACCUAGAUUGUGACAAGGCUUACCUGGAUGAGCUGGUGGAACUGCACAAAAGACUGAUGACACUAAGAGAAGGUCAUAUCCUUCAACAGAUUGUGAACCUCAUUGAAGAGACUGGACACUUCCAUAUCACAAACACUACUUUUGACUUCGACCUUUGUUCCUUGGACAGAAGUACGGUCAGAAAACUCCAGAGUUACCUGGAAACCUCUGGACUGUCCUGAGGCUCUGAAGCAGCUGGCUGCUGGAUCUCUGUCUCCACACAGACUGUUUUUUCUUGAAUAAACUUCAACUUUUGAUGCAAUGCAAAAUCCCCACUGUGGCUGGGUCCAGUUGCUGUGUGUCCAGCCUGCUGGUUGGACUGGGCUCUCUGAAAGAAGAGGUGGUCUCGCUACAGAAAAGCAGAGCCCGGUGUCGUGGGGAUGAGCCCUGUCGAUCAGGAGAUUACCCAGAAAGCCUUGAAAACUUCACUUGAUUUAUAGGGGGAAAAAAGUGGGGAGUGGCGACCUUGUUGCUCUUAAUGAAUGUGCAUAUUGUUACCAUGUAUGUUUCCUGAUUUGUUGUUCAUUGUGACAGAUGCAUGGUCAACAUUGCCUUACAACAUUGUAAGUCUUAUUUAUUGAAUUUAAUUUGCAGGUGUGCGUGUAUUUGAAAUGCAAAAGUGAAAGAAAAACAGCAGAAUGAGACUUUAUUGAAGCACUUCACAACAGACAUAUCUUUGAAUCUGUGUGACAGCUGAUCAUUACUACAACACUCACUAUGUCACUGACUUGACAAGUUGAAUGUCAAACUGAAUCAUGGGAACAAAACACUGCCACAGCAGGUGUGAUUUGUUUGACUUCCGAGUGUGUGAAACUGUUGGGAAAUUUGUAUUUUGUCUUAGUAAAUGAUAUUUGUAAAUGUGCAACUUAAAUUGUGCAAAAAACUACUUUCAGCUGUAGGCUUGGGUGGUAUCAACAUAUUAUGGUAUGUCAGGAUAUUUGGAAAUCUCAAAGGUAUGAAAAAAUAUAGAUGCUCCUCUUUCAAGAAAAAGUGGUAUGGAGAUGCUGCAAAGCAGAUCACAGAGAAUGCAGUUCACUGCAGUCUGCUUUGGGAUCCAAGUGGCCCAUUUCACCCAUCACCAUCUCACCUCCCUCAGCAGGUCAGUUUGAGGCGAUGAGGUGAUAACAAACUACUUCAUGUCAGAUAAGUCUAACAGAUGACGCUGAUAAUGAUGCAAAGUUUAAAUGAUACAAAAAUGAUUGCCUAUGUAGGUUAAUAAGCCAAAAAAGUGAAAUGAAAUGACAUUUGGAUUAAAACAUGGCACCACUUAAUAUUAUCCAGUCUAAAGUGAAGUAAAGUUUGCUUAUUUCUUAUGGUUGCAUUAUUUCUUAGAGACUAGACACACCAGCAGCUCUCAGCUUUUUUUUUUUUCUUUUUCUUUUAUAUACCCUGGUGUCAGGAAGGAAAACAUAGAUACCAUCCAAGUCUAUUCCACAGCAUUGUCGGAGGUCCUGAGGUCAGUUUCUGUGAGAAUCCUGGUCAGUCAGUGACUGGAAGUGGUUUGGAUUACCAUUAACAGUCCUAUACUUUCAAAAUAAAAUGGGGUUUGGAUUGGAUUGGGUUAGGUCCUGAUGCAGUUGUAGCACUGUCUUUUGGUUUUGACUGGUUGAAUUCUUUCCAGUCACAAAUAAGUUUUAGUGCCCUGACACAAGGCAGAUACCCCAUGAAGAAAGCUGCUGGGUUUCCUUUGGGAGAUAACAGGAGUGCAUAUGCACAUGAUGUAGGUUCAGUGCUGUUGGAAAAUAGCAUCAAUGAAGAGCUGCACCCCCACACUUCCUACAAACCACAAAUGUAUUUAAAGAGCCAACAUGGUAACUGAUAAAAUCCCAAAGGACAUCCGAGCGGGAUAAAUUUGCGUGGCCUGCGGAAAGCAGCACACAUUUUAAACACCUCUUCUCAGAUGCGUUUAUGCUGUUCAUUUCUACAUCUCUGCACACCUGGUCUAUGACUGCAUCAAGUGGCUGCGGCCGUCGGUCUGCUCCAGAAAAUUGAAAAAUAUUCAUCUGAACAGAUGUGUCUGGAAUGGUGUGUCAAAUGUUGUUAGACAAUCCAGAAUGAUUGGCCUCAGCGUGCAGGCAUUAAUUUAGCUUUGCAACACUGCAUCUGACUGAUGAGCUACAAACAAAACAUUGGCAGGCAGCAAAGAAAGUUAUAAUCUCCCUCCACCUCAUGGAUGUGCCCAAAUGCAACAUUUUCAUUGGAAAUAUUGUGUUUUGCUGCAAACAAAAUCUGAGAACAACUGUAGGUGUAGCUUCCUGCCAUAAGCAUUCUGCAUACAGUGGCUUUAAACCCCAACAUUUUGGCUUUGUCCUCUUAAAGAAAGCUUGUGAUAAAAGAUGUUAUAUUUUUGUUAUUGGAUUUUUUUUUUCCACAUGACUUGCGAACUCAUUAUACGUAUGCAUACAUCUGUCGCCUACAUCCAGAAAGAAAUUAAAUGACAUUGCACACAGAGAUUGGCUCUCUAGCUUGAACAAUCCAGCACACCAGCACAGCAUUUAAUACAAGUGCAGCAUCAUUUGGCAGUUUUUUUUUUAUUAUUCCCAGCUUUUGACACUGUAUAAAGUAAGACAUGAAUACAUGAGCACAAAUCACUAUGGUUAAAGUUCUCAUUAUACAAUCAAAGAAACAUUUUUACCAAAUCCAGGAAUAUCAUGCUGCAGCAGGUCCUGCCCAGCUGCUCCUUGGCUGCAACUCAAAUAAAGCUUUGUUGUGUCUGCUCAUUUUCUGCUACAGGGCCAGUGGAACAUGCCCAGAGCAUAGUUCAUAGAUUCAGUCAGCUCUGGACAUGUUUGUCUACAGAAUAUGAGUUACUGCUCCUGUGUUCUGCAUUCCUGAAAUGUGUGAAAUGUUUUGGGUAAAUUUAACACUAAUAAAAAGAAAGCCAAUUGGGAAUUUUGGCUCACCAGUACUGUUACGGGUUUAAAGGGGGAAAAAAAGAUCUUUUAUUUAUUUUGUGGGAAUUUGAGUUGUUAAAUCAAAGCUCAGCAUUAAUUUUGUAAGGUGAAGGCCUUGGUUUCAUUUGUAACAGAGGACACUUUUGCCAGUCUGAUAAUGAAAGUUCAGGAUGAUGAACCAUAGUGGUCCUUUCCAAACCACUUUUCUUGCCCUAUGUUCUGUCUUAAUGGUUUCUUGUGUAUUUCGAGGAAAAUAAAAAUACUGUAUGAUGUACAGAUAA